GAAAGUAGUCCGACCUGUCAACGUUUGGCUGUUAAACCGGCUGCCUUUCAAUGUAAAGCGCUUAUAAGGAAACAUGGGGCUCCGGCUGGCUGGAUGAACAUAAGAAAUCCCGCGGGUCAAUAGUGGGUGAGCGGUGGGAGAGAUUUCAGAGGACAUGGAUCGACAAAUUGAACAGGCUGUAUGUGAUGAGGACACAAUGUCUUCCACCUCAGUGGGAAUGUCAGAUCUGUCCGAUGAGAUCCUGCUGUGCAUUCUCCGCCAUGUUCCAGUCUGCAGCCUGCUGGUGAAUGUUGCAAACGUCUGCCACAAGCUACACACUCUGUGCCAUGAUAAGACCCUCCUCGCAAAUGUCAGCCUGUCUGAGGAGUAUCUGGCUGAUGACUUGUUGGUUCGGGGCAUACUGAAGCAGCUAGCCAAUCAUGUGCAGUCCCUCAGCCUGAAUGGUUGCUACUGGCUGUCUGGAUCUACAAUGGAGCUUCUUGCUCGCUGCAGAGGAGUGACGCACCUUGAUGUCACUGGGUGUCGAAUUACUUCACUUCGUCUUUCCCGACUCCUCUCUUCCCUCUCUCUCCUUAGAUCACUUGCUUUUGAUGUGACACCAGGCUUUAACUCCGCUCACUUCAGUUCAGAAGCAGUGGGUUCCCUGAGCCGCCUGUCGGAGCUCAGGCAGACACUGUUGACUCCAAGUUAUGGUGUGGUGCCGUGCUGUGCCCAGCUUCGCAAGCUGAUGCUUCAGUUUGACAUCCCCGAUGUGACCAGAGAGGGUGUGGGGGUUUGCUGUCAGUUGAUGGUGGGCCAGAGCAGUGUGCCACAUUACCAGCAGCUGGAGGAGUUCACAGCAAGACUGGCUCCCGGAGAGGUGAACCAGACAUUGCUGCUGCUCUACCUUGCUGUGUUCAGCGUUCACGUUCCGAAGCGUCUCCGAGUUUUCCUGGUGUCAAUUCCUGGUCCAAAUCCAGCUCACUGGCCAGCCGCUCCCUCGCUGGCCCAGAGUUUGGGUCAGCACGGAGACCUGGAGGCCCUGCAGCUCCCUCGCUCCUGGCUGGAUUCUUUGUCCCUAAAGCGAGCCCUGGAGGGAAACAGUCCCAAACACCUCAGCUUCAGCCGCUGCCCAGCGUUGUGGCCUCAGGUGUUUCAGUCAUUACUGGAGGGCGGUGUCAAAGAUACAAGUCAGCUGAUCAGCCUGAACCUCAGCGGGAUCAAUCAAGUCCUUUACUCAGAGUGCAGGAGUGCUGACGAUCAGCUGACUCCUGGGACAGUGAGCCAGCUGGCAGCUGUCUGUUCCAACAUCAAACACUUGAACUUGAUGCACACGCACUAUCACCACGAAAACUCACCUGGACUAUCUGGAGAAGCUCACCUGUGUGCCAGCUUGGCCAAAUUCCCAUGCCUACAGUCUCUCACUCUGCCUGUUUGCGCUCUGUCAGAUGGGAUAAACACACAUCAGGUCUCAACAAACAACACGUCUCCUUCUGCGUUGCUCCUGGGGUUAAAGAAGGCGCCUCGUGUUGGGCUGCAGAACUACAAACUUGACUCUGAGUCGUCUCUGUCACGGGACAGCACCUCAGGGCUCUCUCAACUCUUAGCUGGUUGCCAUGUUUUACAGACGCUGGAGCUCAUCGGUCCAGGUUUUGUCUCUGCGCUGCCUCGGCUCGAGCCCUGCUCUCGUGCUAGUGUGGAGCCUCGUGGGAUGUGUGCGUGGGCACGAGGGGUCGGCGACUCGCAUUUAGCAGCACUUGAGGCUUUGCCUUGUUUACGCCGCCUGACUCUGGCUGGGCUUCCUGGGGUCCUUAGGGGGACAGGGUUGGUUCAGCUGACCAGGCAGUGCAAAGACUUACGGAUACUAUCACUCGCCAACAUUGGCUCAUUAAAAACAAUGAACUACACAUCUGCCCUGCUGGAAACACUUAAACAGUGCACACAGCUACAGGAACUCAGGUUAGAGCAGCCUUACCUGAAUGCCAACAUAUCAUUCUUUGAGGCUCUCUCUUGCUGCUUGCGUCUGCAGCGUCUCUGCCUCAUCUCACGCAGCGGUACCUUUGACCCAGCAGCCACAGAAACCUUCAUGGAGCGAUGCUGCCAUGUCAUCAUGUGCCACAUGUUUAUGGGCGGCACCUUGGUGGCUUGUCGCACACUUCAGAAAACACUGCUGGACAGAUUUACAUUUGAGCGCUCGGCCCUGAGCGUGGUCAUCUAUCCGCUACAUCAUGAAGAUCUGCCCUCAGUCAUCAGAGACAUCCCUCUCACUCUUCUGGACAGAAUAACUUUGUUCCAGAGCCAUGUGGCCCAACCACCACAUUUAUCACCAUUGUGACCUCACAGGAAAGCUUCACAGUGAUUGGUGCUCACACUCACAGGGAUUUCUUAUUGUGUUAUUUGUUACAUCAUCAACUGAACCAGGCUGCUCAACUACAACACAUCUACCAUGAUUGUUUACAUGUUUAUGUCAGAGUUAAGUUAUGGCCUUUAAAAGGGAAGUUUUUAUCUCAUUGAUCCAGGACAUUUCUCAUUAGGUGCCAUUUGACUUUCUCAAGGAUAGUAUCUCAGUUAGAAUUCAUUUCUGCUAUUAAACAUGUGUGCUGUUGAAAUAUGAAGUGCCAAAAAAUGAAUCAAAGGUUGUAUUUGUUCAUAAAGCCUGUAAAAGACAACUGACUCAAAUGAUUUAAUAAAAUCCAUAUAUAUGAUUUUUAA
Messenger RNA from Cheilinus undulatus (humphead wrasse), 2691 nucleotides. RefSeq names its product F-box and leucine-rich repeat protein 18 (gene fbxl18). The transcript is spliced from 7 exons. Bases 155 to 2314 code for a protein of 719 amino acids. Gene Ontology annotation, molecular function: protein binding. Gene Ontology annotation, biological process: SCF-dependent proteasomal ubiquitin-dependent protein catabolic process. NCBI's taxonomy places the organism in Eukaryota, Metazoa, Chordata, Actinopteri, Labriformes, Labridae. The record is from RefSeq and is a predicted model, not a curated record.